Mesorhabditis belari is the source of this 1554-nucleotide messenger RNA. The record is from the annotation of a GenBank genome assembly. NCBI's taxonomy places the organism in Eukaryota, Metazoa, Nematoda, Chromadorea, Rhabditida, Rhabditidae.
AUGAAACUCGGUUUUCGAUUGAAUUCUCUAAUUUUAUUCGCUUUCGUGAUUUUGAGUGAUGCGCAGACGACGACUACGACAACCACGACAAUCACGACAACAACCACCUCCACAGCCACCCCGACCACCACUGCUACGUUCAUUUGCAUUUGUGACAGCUCGGCGACGGCGGUUGCUGGGCAAACUUGUUUGAUCAGCUUCUACGGUUCCGAUCCCGAAACCGAUUACAAUCUUUCCGGUUGCGAAUGCCCCUCAGGCAAAGGCGACCCGCUAUUCCAAUCAUGUGACUCGGGGGUUUUCGUGCAAUAUUGUGUGGCAAUCGUGGACAACUACGACAAUGCGACGACAACGACGACCACGGUAGCCACAACAACUGCCUGCGAAGACGCGAAUUCAAACGUUCCGCCAAAUCUCUCAACUUUUCGAUGCACUUCCCGUGUGCUCUCCAAAACGUGGUACAAUAUCUUCAAAAUUCUUUUCUGCCUCUGUUUCAUCUAUAUUUUGAUCUGUGUCAUCGCGACGAUCAUCAUCAACUGCAAGCACAAAAACAAAGGCCAUCACCGAUACAUUCACCUCUUCCAAGAGAUCGGCAUGAUUUUCCUCUUCAUGACAAUGAUGGCUCUGCAAUUCUUUCUCUACACGAAAAGCAGCCCAUGUAAAAUUGUGAAAAUCCUUGUCGACUUUUUUAUGGUUUGGGUGUGUGCGGCGUUCAUGUUCGAGGCCUGGUUCGCGAAUUCAAUGAUCAACGCAGCGUCAAAGAAGAAUGGCAGCAUCCCAGCCAUCAUCAACUACAUCGGAUCGAUUGUGAUCGCUCUCCUCUCCGCGCUUAUCCCAUAUCUUCUCAAGCAAACCGAAUACACUCCAUCUGGACUGCACUGUUUCGCUCCAACGACCGGGAACACCCUUUGGGCUUUCAUCAUUCCCCCAUGGCUUCUCAUCACUGUCGCUUGUUUUAAGGUCCAAACUGCUUUCCUCCAAUGCAAGAAGUACGAUCUGAAAGCGGUAGAUCGGGAUCAAAUCUAUUGGGCAUAUCGAUCAGCCCGUGCCCUUCCUCCAUUCGCGUGGCUUCUUUUCGGCAUCUACACAACUCUGAUGUUCGGUCUUGAUCAACAACUCUAUUGGGUGAUCAUCCUAGCAAUCUUCAUGACAUUCGUCUACGGACCAGCGAUCUUCUUCGUUCAUACGUAUUGCCAUGAGAAUACCUCCAAAAAGUGGCACCCGAAAUUCUUCGGCUUCUACACUCCAUGCCCUGAAGAGAUCCGCCCGCCUUCGCCCACUCCCUCCGAUGAUAUUAGCGACUCUCAGCCACUUCCACCAGACCCGCAAAAUCCCGAUCAACCACCACGAAAAGCCAAAAAUCUCAAUUUUGUAAUUUUAGAGAAAAAGAAAAACCAGCCACCCGCCGAAAAGCCGAAAACCCCGCCACCACAGGGCCCAUUCAUCCCCGACAAGAACCACGGUGGCGCUCAGAAUUUCUACGAUUGGUUGACGGAUAGCAGAGACACCAAUAAAGCACAAGAGGAAAGCGCGAUGAUUCUCUUCAAACCGAGGCCA